Molecule: messenger RNA, 5509 nt
Organism: Patella vulgata (common limpet)
Lineage: Eukaryota; Metazoa; Mollusca; Gastropoda; Patellidae
Product: MOB kinase activator 1B
Exons: 4
Coding region: 350-1000 (216 amino acids)
Biological process (GO): positive regulation of protein phosphorylation; hippo signaling
Cellular component (GO): nucleus; cytoplasm
Molecular function (GO): protein kinase activator activity
Source: RefSeq, a predicted model, not a curated record
AAGGUGGCGAAACGAAAUAGUGUAAUUCAUUAACGAUGCAAUUUGUAAUAUAAUUCUAUAAUUUGAGAACUUACUUUAUAGUUGCCUCAUUUUUUAAAGAGAUUCCCGUUUAAGUUAUUACAUUCACUCGUUUACUAAAUUGUAGAAUCAAAUUUCGAAGUUAGCUUACUCAUUUCCGCUUCUGACAUAAACAUUGAGAAGCCAUAUUUGAUGUUUUAUAUGUCAAAACUACAUCGGUUAAAUCCAUGAUCAUCCGCACAGUUUUUCGAUUAUUUUGAAUUACUUACCCAGGACUAUUUAGCUGAACUAUUCAUCUUUCACGUACUGCAUUGUUAUUGGAAUUUAAAAGAUGAGCUUCCUUUUUGGAAGUCGAAACAAUAAGACCUUUAAACCUAAAAAGAACAUUCCAGAAGGAACUCAUCAGUAUGAUUUGAUGAAACAUGCAGCAGUUACAUUGGGGAGUGGUAACCUCAGGUUAGCGGUUAUGCUACCAGAAGGAGAAGACCUUAAUGAAUGGGUUGCAGUGAAUACUGUUGAUUUCUUCAAUCAGAUUAAUAUGUUAUAUGGAACAAUAACAGAAUUCUGUUCAGAAGAAACUUGUCCUGUAAUGUCAGCAGGACCAAAAUAUGAAUACCAUUGGGCUGAUGGUACAACUAUCAAAAAACCUAUAAAAUGUUCAGCACCAAAAUAUAUUGAUUACCUGAUGACAUGGGUUCAAGACCAACUGGAUGAUGAAACAAUUUUCCCUUCAAAAAUCGGUGUUCCCUUUCCAAAGAAUUUUCUAACCAUUGCCAAGACAAUAUUAAAGCGCCUUUUCAGAGUUUAUGCACAUAUCUACCAUCAGCAUUUCAAAGAAGUAGUUCAGCUUAGCGAGGAAGCUCAUCUGAAUACUUCUUUCAAGCAUUUCAUAUUUUUCGUACAAGAGUUCAGCUUGAUUGACCGAAAAGAAUUGGCACCAUUACAAGAACUUAUUGAUAAAUUAAGCUGUAAAGAUCGAUAAUGCCUUAUCUAGUCGGCCGUCCAUGAGUGUUUAUGUCUCAGUAAAACAAAUUUUGCUUGCUUUGCUUAUGUUUUUUUUUUUUUUUUGUAAUUGGACCCCUCCCCCUGUAUCUGUCUACAGUAAAAAUAUUUGACGGGUCUAAAAGAACCCUUAAUACAUGUUGUUCUUUGCUUGUGUGUAAAUGUGAUAUAGUAGAUAUUUCUGGUGGUGUUGUAAAGAAAUUUAAGUUAAAAGUAACGGUAGAUUAUGGAAUAAGCUUGAUUGGUAAUGACAAGUCUAAAACUUCAGCAGUUCUAAUCCUUCUGUUCUGAUUUAGGACAUUAAUUUUGUGAAAUUUUAUGUAAUGAACCUUAAAUGUUCAAAUGAUUUGAUUUUGUUUAGUUUUAGUAAAAUUUAAAAAAUGUAUUAAAUAUAGCACCAGAAAAUAGUAGGGUCGCCUGUCCAACCUCGUGAGUUUUCUCCGUGUCCUCUGGUUUCCUCCAACUACUAAAGACCCCUACGCGCAAGCGAAUUAUUGAAAUAAAAUUGAACCAUGUGUUACUCCCGAAAUGACCUAGUUUGUGGAUGUUAAACCCCAUUUUUCUCUAUAAAUAUAUAUACCGGUACGUUCAUCAAUUUGAAUCUCACUGACUUUACUUUAAGUUCAGUUAGUCAAAAACAAGAUAAAUGUCAAUUAUUGUUUUACCUGUGGAUUUGUUUGUGAUAAUAUGCAUGUCAUUGUGUAGUAUAAGUACUAGAUUUUAGUUUGGUUUUAUGUCACGCUUAGUGCUUUAAUUAAGUUUUAAAGAUGCUGAAGGAUUUAUGUUCUUUGGUUACUAUGUAUGAUGUAUUAUUAUUUAUAAGUCCCUCUUUUUUCUUAAAUUUGUAUUUUAAUUUUCCCCUAUUUCUCAAACUUAUUUUGUCAGCCAAGAUUGAUCCAAUGCAUGGGAGUGAAGCAUAAAAAACACUACAACAUUAUUUUUUAAAGUGAAAAAUUCAUAGUGAAUUUUCAACUACUAUAAUUUAGUCUUAAAAGUCCAUUCCUAGUUUGAUUAUAUUAUCAUAUUAGUAUGUUAUCAAUGGCAAUGGUUUAUUACAGAUGUUGUCAAACAAAUCAAUUGAUAAGGGGUUGAUGCAUUGGGUGUAGAAUUGGUCUUUUACAUUUUUGUGGAUAUCACCUCUUUUAAUUUAAUUAUUAAUGGGCCUUUAACAGCUAAAGUUAUAAGUUAGUAAUUGUCGAAACAAUAUAUUGUAGAGUUAAUUCAUUUUACCAUCACUUUUUUUUUCAUGACUUAAGCCCUCUAUUUAUUUUAAUGUUACAUUUUUUUCCUAUUUGAUUGAAGGUCUAAAUGGUGGUGAAACCUACUAAACAUACAGCUGCAAAACUUUGAUACUGUUAUAUAUACCACGUUCUAGUCUUCUGAAAAAUAUUUCCCUUUAUUUGUCUAAAUGCAGUUUUAAUAGAGAGUUGUAAAUACAAAGAAAGCAUUUUUUGGGGGUACUGGGAUAAUUUUAUUUGGAUAUGAACACAUCUUGUUAUCCAAUGCAAAAAUCAAAAUCUAAUUCUGUAAUAUUUUUGAACAAUGCCAAAACAAAGAUUCUCACAUGCUUUGGUUUUUCUAUCAUUUAAAAUUGCCACGAAACAUAGUAAUAUAUUUUUAAAUUAAAUAAAACACUAUUUAUGGAUAACAAUUACUAUGGUUUAUGUCACUGCGAUGUUUCAACAAGAUUUCAAAAGUCGUUAUCAAGCAUAUAUCAACACAAAUAAAUAAAAUGAAAUGAUUUAUAUAUGCUUAAUAACGACUUGUGAAAUCUUGUUGAAACGUUGCAGUAAUUUUAUUAAGUUCCAAUUGCUAAAAUGCCAUUCAGAGAAUAUAUUUUUAAAUUAAUAUUUGUUUUAAUCCUGCUGGUGGAUAUUUACUGGAUUAGACCAAGUUUUUUUUAUCAUAAAAUACACCACCAGCUUUUAAGGCUAUUUAAACUUGAAUUAAUCACAGAUUAAUUGUUAAAUGUAAAGUAUUUUCUAGUCUAGAUAUUUGUCAUAUGCAUGGAUUGCAUCUAAAGCCAAAGCAUACUAGUGAUUGUUUGUUGGCAUCAAGUCAGUUUUUCAUCCCACAUUGUUUUUGAUAAUUUAUCAGACAACAACUAACUCUAUUGUGAUUUUGAGGGGGAAGUUCAAUUUUUACACAAUAUACAUUGAUUUAUCCAUUAGCAAUGAUUUACCAAUUUUGACAAUUUUUACAUCGAGGUUAGUUGUGAUUAUUAUCAGGAUUAUCAUCUGUUGCACAUUGGCCAUUACUCACCGUUAAAUAACCACUAGUUUGUGACAGCCUUUAUUUUCUUUUUUUUCAAGCAAAUGACACUCAGAAAUAAAAAUAACUAAGUUUUGAGAGUUUCGAAGGUUAAACAAUUCACUUAAGUUGUCUGAUGUUUGGUACUAGCAAAUCACAAUCUUUAGCUUUUGUUUGCUGAAUAUGGCAGUGUUCUUAAUUUAUAUUUCAUGAUGUGAAUCAUGUACCUAUAUGUAAUUGUUAAUUAUUGUCUUGUGUAUAUUACUGUGAUAAAUUAUAAAGUUUUUAAUCAUACGAGCUUAACAUUCAAAAUUUAGUUGAAGAAGAAAUAUAUCUGUUACUGCUGUUAAUUAAGAAGUAUUUUUUAUACAUGUAGCAAUAAAUCUCUUUAAAAAAAAUUCUUUUAUCAGUUACUUCCCUCACUCUAUAUCUACAUGUAAAUAGUCUUAUAAAUAUAACUUUUAUUUAUGUCUUACAACUUAAAUUCAUUUACUAUAUAGUCACCUUUCAAUUAAUAUUAAAAAUAUAUAUAAAUUUUGUUAAAAAUUAAACGGUGUGACUGCAAGGCUAUUAUUCCCAAAGAAUGUUAAUUAUUGUACUGCCAUUGGAAAGAGUUUAGGUGUAUGCUGUCGUGAGCUACUCAGUGUAAAGUAUUGAUGUCAAAUUAUGAUUUAAAUGGGUACAAUUCACAUUCAUGUGAUUUAGCAUUCAAUAUUAUAAGCAAGAUGUAACCGAAUAUUAUUGUAAAAUUUAUGAAUGUUGAAAUUUUAAAUAUAUUCAAUGAUUUUCUAGAGCACUGUGUCAAAUGGAUUCUUUCUUUGAAGUACUUUGGAGUGAAUUUUAAAACGUACCGGUAAUUCAAAUUUCUAGACAUUUUAAGACAAAUUUCAAAACAUUUCAAUUGAAAUAUCCAAAUUGCUCUUUAAAUUUUAUAUCCAUGUCUAAUAUGAUAGAUUACUGUUCAGAAUGAUAAAUACUAGUGUAUUGACUAUUAGAAGUAUGACAUAGAUAACUAACACAUUUAAGUCAUUCGUUGUAGUAGCUUCCGUAUACAUUUAAGUCAUUCGUUGUAGUAGCUUCCUAUAUUAGGGAGAACAUCUUUACAUGGUAGUGUUAUUAGUUAUACAUUUUAGUUAUGAAAUAUCAGAAUAUUAACUAAAAUGUUCACUGGUUAAUUAUAAAAAAAAUCUCUCAAUUCACAUUGUUAAUUUCACUGUAUCAAGUGACUUAACAUUUUGCCAAAUGUGGUUAAAUUGAUGUAAGCUGUAUGUUGGCAAAAGGAUAUUCUCUGUGAUUAGUGUUAUGUGGACAAUGGGUACUGGUACUAAUUUUUGUUUGUUUUUUUUUUAAAUAUUUUACUUUACACGAAUUCUAUUGAUCAAUAUUUAUCAAUUGGAUCAGACAAAGAUGACAACUUUAGAUCUUUUUCAUUAAAAGAAGUACUAUAUUAUAUGUACCCUAAAAAUAGUUUAAAGGCUAUUUGUAUUUGAAGAGCUAACAGGAAGUCAGACCAAACCUACCCACUUCGACUUCUCAGAUUACAGAUUCAAGCAUCAAACAUAAUUGAUUUAUUCUGACUUAGGAGAAAAUACAUUUAUUUAUACAUUGCAAGCUAUUAUAAACUCAUAAAGUAUUUUUGCAAGUACUUUAUUAUUGUAGAAAAGGUGAAAAUUAUAUUUGAGCAGCAAGGCCUCAAUAAGAAGUGUGCCUUACUUUUUAAUUGGCUUGAAGGAAUCAUUGAGAAUUUGUGUCUUAUUUCGAUUUCUUUGGAGGUAUCUAUUUUGACCUUAAACCUGAUUACUUUUAGGCUAUCAAGAUAUAAUAAGGCAUGUUAUCUUUAGUAUUAUUAUAUUGAAUUACAUUAUAUUGUAGAAUUAUUAGUAUGUCAUUAUGAGUCACCAAUUAAUCAUGUUAAUUAACCACUUAUACAUCACAAUGGGUUAUUUGAGAAUAGCCUGUUAUAAGCAGCUAUAUCUUACAGUUAUAUCUUGCUAUAACAGUCUGUAAUAUAUGCAAGUUUAUCUGUGCCUAUAUAUAAUCUACCCGACUAUAUUUUCGAUAUUUAUUUGUCCAGGUCCUGAUUGUAAAUUGCUCAUUAGAUUUAUGUGCUGUGCAAGUCAAUAGAAUGCCAAAUGCUUGACUUCCUUGAAACUUUUGUUUUCUAACAAAAACUGAUUGUAUAAAUGAUGUACAUUAAACUAUGUAGUAUAUUAUCUUUUUUAUAAAAAUCUGAAAUCCA